This is a messenger RNA of Plasmodium relictum, 417 nucleotides long. RefSeq names its product conserved Plasmodium protein, unknown function. Gene Ontology annotation, biological process: proteasome assembly. The transcript is spliced from 3 exons. Bases 1 to 417 code for a protein of 138 amino acids. Lineage: Eukaryota; Apicomplexa; Aconoidasida; Haemosporida; Plasmodiidae. The record is from RefSeq and is a predicted model, not a curated record.
AUGAAUGAGCAGGAUGAAUAUUUAGAAAAUUAUUCAAGUACAACACCAAAAGAAAAAGAAUGUAAAGUUAAUGCAGAAAUUUAUAGGUACCAUAAAAUUUAUAUGAGUUACUUGGAUCUUUAUUUUUGUGUUAUUGAUUUUAAUCAAACAAUAUUUAUAUCUGUCAGUGAUGAAAAUAACGAAUUAAAUGAUUUACAAGCGUCUUAUCCUUUAAAAUAUGAAGAUGCUGAUAAUACAGUAUGUUUAGUAGGUGAACCCAAUUCAUAUGGAAAUGAUAUUGCUCGAUUAUUAGGAAAUAAAUUUAAAAUUCCAUUUUAUGUAAGUGUAAAUGUUGAUGAAAGUGAUGAGAACUUAACAAAUUUUAUUUUUUCCAGUUGUCUAGAUAUUUUAAAACCUAUAUUUAAAAAUAGAUGCUAG